AAUGGAUUAAAUGGAGUAUAAACUUUUGAAUAGAUACUCGGCAUACUCCAAACAUGCCUCAUGUUUCCUUUAUGUCGUGAAUUGAGAAGGCAUUUCAAAUUACCGAAAUUCUUUAACGUUAUCCAAGAUUUAUAUUUUGGCAGAAGCCUGUCUGCAUAUGGAUUGCUUUUAAAACGAAACUGGUGUGAAAGCGUUGCAGACAAAAACAACAUGGCGACUUUGGAGACUUUGAAUUUUGAUAAUUUGGUCUUGCGGUCUCUACCAAUCGACCCGAUAAAACAGAAUUUUGUUCGGCAAGUUCCAAAUGCAUGUUUCUCGCUUGUGGACCCGACAGCAGUGAAGGAUCCCGAGGUAGUAGUACAUUCAGAAAGCGCAAUGGGUUUGCUUGAUUUGACUCGAGAACAAGUGGAGAGAGCAGAAUUUGCCGAGUAUUUUAGUGGAAAUACGAAACUACCCGGCUCACAAACUGCUGCUCAUUGUUACUGUGGUCAUCAAUUUGGAAGUUUUGCUGGCCAGCUUGGAGAUGGUGCAGCAAUGUAUGUAUUUGACAUUCAAAUUAUUAAUAUGGUAUAGGAUACUGAAGGGCAGUGGCGUGCUGCCAGGGGGGGCCGGGGGGCCACGGCCCCCCCAGCUGGCAAUUUUUGGGGGGCGCAAAAAUGAAAAGGGGGCGCCGAAUUUUGAAGUAGGUGGGAAGAAACGCAUUCGAAAAAAUUACUUACGAAUUCCUCCAAGGAAAGAUGUGUUUAUAGACUUAUAAACAGACUAAGCGCAUAGGCGACAAAGUGAGUAUAUUAAAUUGCAGACUAUUUUGUCUAACCGUAUUUGCUACCUCACGACUCACACGAAAUCACUCGUUCAUAUAGAAACAUGAUCAGUGAUCACACGCAAUGUCUCAUUACCGGAAUAUUGAUCAGACUUCGAAGCGAUCACGGGAAUUAUGCGCCUUUUUUGCUGGUAUUAUACCCUUAUAUUAUGCCCUUUAUUAUGCUUCACGAAUCACGAGAGCGGCGCAAAUUAGAUAGUUGAAGUAUGAUAAUGUACAGUUGUGUACGCAAUUUAAUUGUUUGCGCAAGAAACAUUAUGAGUAAUGUAAGUAAUGAGAUAAUGAUGAAACACGCCCUUUUGGCAGCCAGGCAAAGGAAACCUUAAAAUGCAUAUGCGUGGGGUCCGUGUGUUAUUGUAUAAAAGAGCUGUAAGUUGUAAAUGUAUUCAGAUCAGUAGAGAAUAGAAUUGGGAUUAGAUUAAUUUGUGGAAGUAGUUAGCAUUGCCCAAUUUAAGUGCUACUACUAAAUUCUAACCAAUUUUCAAAUUUCGACACGUUGUAAUGCCGUUUCCUGACCAUCAGAUUUCUGUCAAAUCUUCUCCCAAAGUCCAGGAAAUGCCAUUUCAGAGACUCUAAAUUCAAAAAUUUUCCUGGGGGGCAUGCCCCCGGACCCCCCUAGACAAACCUCGCACCUGCGGCGCUCGGCUCGUGCCUUCGGCCCUCGUUUAUCAAGGGUAAUAUUAUAGGGGCGCAUAUUAGUUGCCAGCCGACUGGCCCCCCCCAGAAAAAUAGUACCCAGCACGCCACUGCUGAAGGGACAGUCACUUCAGUCAGGGGUGGAUUUAUAGGGGGGGGGGGGUGGCCUUGGUCAACAGGGGUGCAAUAAAAUCAAAUUCAGAAAUAUGGCAUCAUUUCCAAGGUUUUUCCUUUGAAGUCAAACUGAAGCUCAUAAUUCAAUGCCCAUAUCGCAGGAAAUGGCAUUUCUAGGGUUCUAAUUUUCAAAAUUUCCCGGGGCAUACCCCUGAACCCCCUAGGUUGGGAAUUGUUUCCUGUCCCUAUACCCCUAUAUUUGCAGCUUUUGCACUACUGAGAUAUUUUUGAAAACAGCCCAAAUUACUGUCCUGCAGUGUGCACCAGUGAUCUAUAUCAUAGAUAUUGAAGAUAUGGACAGCAGCUAUUUAAAAUUAUGGUUAUAUUACUUAUAUAUAGAUCAAUGCCCAAUCAAAAUUGAGCAAACCAGUCAUGACUCAUUACUUAAACAUAAUAUUAAUAUACACAUAUUUACAUAUAUAAUAAUAAACAUAUGUAUGCAUAUUUACACAUCAUGGAAAUUCAGGAUAUAAUGCAAGAUGCAGGUUACAGGCAGGUAGAUUAUCCUCUCCCUCCCCAGGGUUUUUUUCAGGGAUUUUUUAGGACCGUAAAACAGCCCCAAAAACUCAAUCUUGAAUUGAGUUUUGAAACUCAAUCUUCUCACCAAAGUUUCAGUGCAGUAAAAAUGAAGUUGUUUGAGUUAAAUUCGUGACGUGUGGAAAUUAGUAUCAGUCGGAAACCCGACAAUCAACAAACAAAAACAACACAUUCGCCAUAUAACCAGUUUAUAGACAAGACAAGACAAGACAUUUUAUUUGAACCCACUUAUUACAUUAGUUUUACAUUACAUUAAUUUUUUGACAUGACAUGGGUUCCGUCUGCCCGAAAUAACCAUUAAGGGGCUAGAUGAAUCAGGCAGACGUUUUACACACAACGCUUGACAAACAGAUAUAACGAAGCUUAAUAUAUAAAGUAGUUAAUUUACAUAAAUAUUUUACUCAAUUUAGCAGAACCACAGAGAGAAGCAAAACACCAUAUAAUUAUGAAAUUAUUAUUAAAAUUUAGAAUGUUUUAGCAAAAUCAAUAACUAAAAAUAAUGAAAGCAAUUCAACAAUUCGAUACAUAAAUGAACAGAGCAAUAGGCUAAUAUGAAUAAAAAAACAUUUCCUUAAGUUUACUUUUUAGAUUAAAAACUGACAAUUUUUUAUCGGCCUCAUCAAGGGAAUUCCAUAUCUUAACACCCUGGUAUCUAAUAUUAAAAAUUCCAUAAUUAGUUCUUGUUUUUGGCAAAGAAUACGACUGCCUUGAUGCUAACCUCGUAUUAUAAGUAUGUAAUUCUUUGACUGGAGUGAAAAGAUUAUUAAAGAUAGGUGGUAAUUCCUCGUGAUAAUAAUCAUGCAUAAACAUCGUGGCAUGUAGAGUGAAAAGAUCAUGUAAUUUAAUUAUUUUUAGAGAUUUAAAUAUUGGUGUGGAAUGAGCAUCAAAUUUAGAAAAGUUAAUUAUACGCAAAGCCUUUUUCUGUAAAAUAAAUAAAGGUCGCAAAGAUGUAGGAUAUGUCAUACCCCAAGAUAUUAUACCAUAAAUGAGAAAAGGGUGAAUUAGAGCAUAAUAUAACUUUAUCAAGGUAUUCAGGUUGGUAAAAUAACGAAUUUUAGAGAGUAGACCGAUACUUCUUUUCAGUUUUUUUGCGAUAUAAUCAAUAUGGGAUUUCCAAUUCAAAUGAGAAUCAAUAUAAACUCCAAGAUACCUCAUACUCUGCACUCUUUUUAAUUCAAUACCAUUAAUCUUCAAUUUGAUGGCACAUGUUAUUUUCUUUUGGACUGGAUGAAAUAAAACGAAAUUAGAUUUUUCUAUGUUGAGAGACAACUUAUUUACACAAAGCCAAACAUGAAUAUUACUUAGUUCCCUGUUAACAUCAGACUCAAGUGACAAGAGAUUUUUGUGUUUAUAGAAUAAAUUUGAGUCAUCUGCAAAUAAAUGAAAAUCCAAUAAUUUUGAACAUUUAUGAAAAUCAUUAAUAUACAAGAGAAACAAUAGUGGACCAAGUACAGAUCCUUGCGGAACACCGCAAUUUAUUGUAGAUAGAUCUGAUGAUACAUUUUCACCAUUGCUACUCAGAAAAGAAACAAAAUGCUUUCUUCCACUUAGAUAAGAAACAAACCAUUGCUGAGCUAGCCCUCGAAUUCCAUACUUCUCCAACUUUUUAAUCAAAAUAUUAUGAUUGAUUGUGUCAAAAGCUUUACUUAAAUCUAGAAAUAUCCCACACGAGUGAUUUUUCUGCUCAAUAGCUUGUUGAAUUUUAUCAACUAUACAUAAAAUUGAAUGACUUGUUGAAUAUUUGGUACGAAAGCCAAAUUGCUUUUCGUAUAGAAUAUUUUUACGAUGGAGAAAAUGAAGAAGUCUUUUAUACAUGAGUUUCUCUAGUAACUUAUUAAAUAUUGAUAAAAGUGAAAUAGGUCGAUAAUUAUUCAGCAAACUAUGCGACCCUUUUUUAAAAACUGGGAUAACACGAGCUAUUUUAAAUUUAUCAGGAACUAUUCCUUCAGAUAUAGAGGCAUUAAAUAUUAUUUCUAAUGGUUUGCAUAUAACAUGUUUUAAAAUUUUCAUUGCCUUAAUUGGUAUGCUAAAUGGUCCGGGAGCCUUUCCAUUUUUUAAACUUGUUAUUUCAUUUUCAAUCUCUAUAGUUGUUACCGGAAAAAUAUAAAAACUAUCAUGAUCUGUUUCAUCUAAAUAAUCUAUUGGUGAUUUAUUUACAUUUGGUAUGGAACUUGAGAGGUUACUACCGAUAUUUGCAAAAUACUUUGAAAAUGAAUUAGCUAUUUCUUUUGAAUCAACUAUUUCACAAUUAUCAUCUUUAAUUUUAGUUGGAACUAAAUGGGCUUUUGGCUUCAGUUGAAUAAUUUCUUUGAUUCCUUUCCAUAUUAAUUUACUAUUAUGCAAAUUUGUAUCAAAAUAGCUAUUAUAAUAUUGACGUUUUGCAAUACGCAAAAGAUGAUUUAUUUUAUUUCGAUAAAAUUUAAACCUCAACUACUCUUAUUGGGUACAUGUGUCAGCCUCCCGCAGCUGCACCACACCCCCAGCUGGUCAGCUAAAUUCAAUCUUCUCUGCAAAAACGGACCCAAGAGAAAAUCGUGAAAAAAAACGCUGCCCCCCUGCCUAAUCCCAUUCCUUGAUAAUGUUGUUGUCUUUGGUUUACUCGAUGACAAUCCAUAUGCCUAAUAUCACCCACUCAAUUUUUUUUAGGGGUCCCUAUUUAAAAAUACCCCCCCCCCAUUGACAACUUUUUAGGGAAAAAAAUUUUUACGGACGAGUAUGUUGCAAUUGCUUUCCAGUGACUUUACCCGCACAUCAACUUGCUUCACUACUUCAAAGUCUUGCUUGACCACAGUUCGCUUAUCAUGAUGUUAUUACUCAAAUUACUGAAUAUCAAUUUGUCUCUAAUAAUUUUUUGCUUUAUCAUGAAAAAUAGCACCCCCUGCACCCCCCUGGCCAGGGCUAGGGGGUGCACCCCCCUGCACCCCCCUGGCCAGGGCUAGGGGGUGCACCCCCGCACCUGCACAUUAAAUGUUGAUGCCAUUUCUGCCAUUUUCCAGCACGAAAAGAAAAACCUGAAAAAAAAACUGUGAAAAGCUGUUACUACAUGCUCAUUUGGCAAAGAAGUAAACGAAGAACUUCAAACAUUAAAUAUUAACGAUAAUCUGGUCACAUGACAAAUAUUGAAAACAUCGAUAUUUUAAAAAAACUAUCGAUACCAUCUUUUGAAUUGUGAAUAUCGAAAGUAUCGAUACUUUAGUAGUGGUAUCGCCCACCACUACUUUGUUUUGCUCUGCUAAGUUAUACUACAUGACGCUACUUCAAGUGUCAAUCCCCACAUUGGGCAAUCUGAAAAAUUUCAUGACUGUGGUGGGAAUUGCCCCACAACCUCUGGCUUGAACUCUCAAUGCUUCACCAAAGUUUGGUCUUACAAACCGAAAGUCAGCUUCCUUGGUGUUCCAUAAAUUGAACAUGACUACUGUAACUGGACUUUUAAAAAUAAAUAUUUGACAAAAAAACACUUGUCUAGCUCAAAAUUGAGUGGGAACCGAAGCUACAAAGAUUUAGAUAUUUAAAUAACCCCGAAUUUUACCAACUAAUAAUGCAUCAUAUAUACAGUAUGUAUAUAUGUUUGUAAAUGUUCAACAAAUCAUAUGAAUUGCUUUAUAAUCUUGAAUGGUCGGUACCCAACAACUGCAUUCAAUGGCACUCUCAACCAUACUCGAAUACCCCUUUGCAAUGCGGUGCUGAUUUCAAGUAAUAAUAAAUCUGUGGGAUGGUUGUCAUCUCGAAAUUUAACUUGGAGGAACAUCUCAGAAUGUUUGCAGAAAUGGCUGCUGGAGCAUGACAAAAUCCUAGUUAAUUAAAGCAUAUAAUAUUAUCUCUUUUUGAAGCUUUGGACCCAUUUAAUGGCAUCAUUUUGAGGUCCACAUUUUGAGGGCACUAAUUCGUCAACAAAUCCUGCAGAACAGAAACUGCUUAUGACUUCCUUAAAUUCUGCUUACUAGGGGUCAAUAGAACUGAUCAUUAGCUCAAUGUUAAGAUUUGAGAGUUUGCAAAAGGAAAAAUUGUCAUCAUAACAGUUCAUCAUUUGGCCUUUAUGGGUUUGGGUUGGCAUUUAUUUUGUUUUUUAAUUUAAUAAAUUUAGUUAUACCUCUACAAUCUCUUGUGUUAGAUAUUUAGGUGAAGUUUUGAACCACAAUGGUGAAAGAUGGGAAAUACAACUUAAAGGCGCUGGAAAAACACCGUUUUCAAGGACUGCUGAUGGACGAAAAGUUUUGAGAUCCAGUAUUCGUGAAUUUUUGUGCAGUGAGGUUAGCCGGCUUGCUUUUGAUUUUAGUAAUAUCGUUUCCAUAUAACGUUCGAGAAAAUGAUCAUCAGUUAGGUAAGCAGGUAUGCUGCAGGUGUAUAUGUAUAGUAUGCUGCUGAGCAUUGCCGAAAGCUAGCCAAUGGCAAUUAAUAAACCUGUGCCAAAUAAACCCAAUUAAUUUAAGGCCAUGUUACACGGUGCAAUUUUUCUUGCAACUUGCAAUGCAAUUCUACUCUUGAGAGAUGUAAAAUUGCCAAAUACGAGUCUUCAUUACACUCCGCUGAUGUUUUCUCAACAUAUCGAAAAUUCUUCACUGAUUUCACUAAUUAACAUCUCUCAAGAGUAGAAUUGCAUUGCAAGUUGCAAGAAAAAUUGCACCGUGUAACAUGGCCUUUAAAGACAAUGGAUUUCUAUAGGUAUGAAUAAUACAAUAAUUUGAAAAUGUGCAUAGCAUGUAGAGGUGUGCAUCGGAUCGGAUUGGACGUUUAUAAUCCGACAAUUGCCUAAUGUUUAAAAUCCGAUCCGAAAUUGUCUAAUCCGAAUCCGAUCCGAGUUUUGAUAAAGAAUUCCGAUCCGAUCCGAAGAAUUCUUUAAUAAAAUAAAUUUCUCAUUCCAGUUGAAAUAUUUAACCAAAUAAAUACAAAAGCAAGAAAUACAUGUCAAGAAGCUGACAAAGUGACGUCCAAUUGAAGUAUCAAACGAAUAAUGCAGCGACAACCGCGAUAAUACUUUGAUAAAUGCAUGGAUAAUUAAUUCUUGCGAUAAUACGAGGAUAAGUAAUUCAUUUUAUUUCGGAUAUCGAAGUCCGAUCCGACUACGAAACAACUUUAUCAAUCCGAUCCGAAAUGAAUAUUUUGGUUCCGAAAUCUGAACGGAUCGGUUUCGGAUCGGAUUUGCACACCUCUAAUAGCAUGACCAGUUGCUAUGGUUAGCUUCGCCAAGUGCUGCUGCUGACUCAGCACCUGUAUAAUGUAUCAGGGAAUCCAUCAUAUCAGUAGCUUUGCAUGGAGUUGAUGCAUUUCAAUUAGUUUCCAGUCCAUGAUGAUUGAUGUGUGAGAUAUCUGGUAAUUUUACAAAGGAGAAUGUUGAUGUUGAAAGUUCAAUCCUUUUUCCCAGCCAAAAUUUUGUCUGAAUUGCAGUUAUCAAAGUUCAUGCAAUUUUCAUUUGGGAAAUUUCCAACAUGCCAACUUAAUGUGAUGAGUCCUGCUGUCUCUUUUCCUGGGUUUGCCUCUGACCGUCUGAGGUAGACUCUCAGACUUUAGGUGUCCAUAUCGUAUGUAACAUGUAAGAUGUCAGGAAAUAAUCCUCAUGAAGAAUGUAAAAUCUUUAUAUGAGAUGAUUCGGAAAAGGGAAAACAAAAAUUUCCUCUUUAUAUUCCUUAAAACUUUUCCUAGCCUGCUUUUUAGAAGACAGUAUCGAAUGUAUCGUACUCGUCACGCUUCUCCAUUUCUACAAUUUUAUCUGAGCCUGAGGUAAUUGUAUUCAAUUCGCUAUCAUGCAAUAAAUUUGUGUAAACAAGUCAUGAUUCUUCCUUUUUUGUCUUUCGAUACGUUUAGAGAUAAUGAAUUGCUUGUACAACGAGGACAGUGGGACACCUCUAUUUUAGUAUAUUAGCAAUUUUAAUCCACACACAUCACGACUAUUCUCCUCUGCAAAAAUUACCUUGUUAUAUAAUAUAUAUAUAUACCACUGUUUCAUAUUAUUCUGAGUUUCUGACACUGCAGAUAACAACGAAUUAUUCGUUGUCUCGAGCGGGAUUCGAUCUCACAUCUUCCGGUUUCUAGACCGCCGCUCUACCCGUUAAGCUAUCGAGUCAACGGAGAAAUCCAAAGAUGCGAGUUUGAAUAUCAAGACAACGAAAUUUCGUUGUUCUUUGCAGUGUCAGAAUAAUAUGAAACUAGUUUUUCAUAUCCCUGAUAAUGGUUCUGUAAUAUACUACUGUGCUUAUAUACAUAAUCCAUGGAGGGAAACUCAUUGAAACAUAUAACUGAACAGCAACAUCCUAGUUGCGUGGUGUGUAGUAUACCGACUUGGCAUAAAGACGACUUCAUAUUUUACACAUUGAUAUACCUUAAAGGCCGAUUUAAACUACAAAACUUUUGCCUAAAACUAUCGCAUGCAACCUGCUUACAACUUGAGUUGUACUGUGUAAAUCAAGCACACAACUCGCCCACGACCAGGGGCGAAACUAGCCCCUUUUAAUUAGGGGGAUGUCUGGCAGAAUUGUCCUGCCAAAACCAAUGAUACCCUGUAGCCUGCAGCGCCAGCGCUAAUACAAUACAUCACUAAGCUACGUGUAUAAUUGAACUGCCGAUGCCAAUGUACAUGCAUACGAACUGCUUAUUGUUUGCUAGCUGUAAUAAGUUACUUAAUAACUCUACAUUCUGUCAUUUAAAUUGUCGGGAUGAUUCGUAUUUUGGGGGGGGGGGGGCCCAAUACCCCCUCAAGUUUCGCCCCUGCCCACGACAAUUAACGUAAGUGAGUUGUGCUUGAUCUACACAGUACAACUCAAGUUGUAAGCAGGUUGUAUGCAACAGUUUUAGGCAAACGUUUUGUUGUCUAAAUCGGCUUUAAGAGAACCUGGUUGUCUGUAUUCCUUAAAUAAACGUUUUUUAAAAAUAUAUUAAUCUCAGUCUGUAAUUGUUUUCAGGCAAUGCAUCAUCUAGGUAUUCCGACAACACGUGGUAAGCAUAUUUUUCUUUUCGGUCCGUAUUAUAUAAAUGUAAUUUAUUGGUAACAUAUACUGUAGUCGGUCAGCAAAUUUUGCGAGUGCAACGUGGUCGACAUUCCUUGAACUGCAUGGAAUACGCAUCUCCCUACCCAUGUAUACUGCUCCGUUAAGCUACCGAUUAUCAGGCACAAAAUACAGCGAAAGUGCAAUUUUAUCAUUAUUUUUUAACACGGAUGAUUCGCGAGUGCAUAUUCCCAGGUCACCUUUCAUACAUUAAUUAAAUCCUUAUUUUGAUCAAUGUAAAUUUUCGGAGGAGGAAGCGGAAUUUGUAAGCUUGAAAAUGCUACAUUCCCAGGGGGGGGGGUUGCAUGCAAAGUGCGCAUAAAUUCACGUUUAAAAAAUCCUUAUGAAACCAGACAUAAUACUACAGUGCCGGGCCUUGAGCAUACGCAAAACAAGUGCAGCACAAGCUACAUACUACAGUAUUUUUGAAUAAAUACCAAACUAACAAAGUAACUUACUAUAUUCAAUUCCAGUUAUAACAAGAAAUUCCAUACUCUACAAGCAAUUAAUUCCCCUCCGCCUCAUCUCUCCAAACAUUUGAUAAUAUAGAGGAUAUAAGCUACCCUGGGUACGAGUAGCGUCACUUUGUUUUGAAAUUUGCGUCGUGUUUGUGAGUUUUGUUGUGAUUGCUGUACAUGUUUUUUCGCAGUAGACCAUAGUCUAUCGGAACAAAUAGAAAAGUAUGAUCAAACAUGCAAACACUAGAGGAAAUUUCUAAACAAAAUAACGCUACCCGUAAACGUAAACUGGAGCCAGGGGUAUCUUGACAUCUGUAAUGUAUAUACAGUAGCUAUAAUAUACAGUGCUUUUAUAGUGUAUUUUGUAUAUUGUUUGUAUUCUUUUGUUUACAGCACGCCGUGCCCCCCUCCCCGAAAUCAAUAGAGAGUUUGGCAAAUACAACGGCGAAUGUAAAUUACAUGGACCAUGGUCUUAAGCGUGGUGCAAUGCCGUAGCUGUUAAAACUAGUACAUGAUUUCCAUCAUUUUCACGGUGCAUGACUAUAUGGCAACAGUUAAAUCGUUAGAUGUUAUUUGAGGUGUUUUAUUUGAAUUCGCGGACUAUUUUUACUUAAUUAAGGGCUGUUUGAGAGAAACAGGAAUACCUAAAGAGGCAAAUUAAGUGUGGUAACGUAUACUUUGGCUCAAAUACAACAAUAUAAGUAAUUAUAUUUUGCCGUUGCCGUUCUAGGUUGCCAUGCAAACUCCCUAAUAUCAGGGCCCACAGUAAUUGGUGUAAACUGUUGUGGUGUCCCCGCCUCUUGUUAUGUCUCUUGUAUAUGAAUUGUUGUACUUGUAUUGUGUACGUUUAAAAACUUUUUUGUCAAAGCGAAGCUAAAUAAAUAUAUAAAUAAAUAAAUAAAUAUGUUGGGGCAAGCGUGUCUAAAUACUAUUUUAUGUUUGUAAUUGUUUCACAGACCUCAAGACCUAUAGUCUUCACACCUGUAAUACAUUCCAAAAUUCUAUAAAUUUUUUGCAUUUAUAGCUGGUUGCUGUAUUACGUCUGACACGAAGGUCGUCAGAGAUAUCUUUUAUGACGGAAAUCCGAUUUAUGAAAAAUCCAGUAUUGUACUGAGAAUAGCUCCAACUUUCAUCAGGUACCUUUAUAGUUGUAUUACCGCAUAUACAGGGUGUAUAAAAAAAAACUGAACAGAUUUAAAAUUGCUCUCAAUUUCGCAAAACAGCUAUUUGUAUCUUGUUUUUUAUAUAUAUAGCUUCUUUGGGUACUUAUAAUGUAAAAUAAUGAAAAAAAUUUCUCGAACUCAAAUUUUGUGAACCAGGGGGGUGUGUCUUUUCCAACAAACUAUAAAUGGCUCGCGCACAAAAUUUAAAAGCUGCAAUCAUAUUUUGAGUUAAUAGAUGGAAAAUUUGUCGGGAUUUUAAUUACUGUACAAAAUUUCAGACAAUUUGGUUUAGUUUAAGCCCCUUAACUAUUCACGCAAAGUUACAAUUUUCCCGAAAAAUCAGCUAUUUGCAUGCUUAAUUAAUGCAUUGCCUAAUUUGCAUAUGUCAGCAAUAUGCAAAUUAGGUAAAGGCAUUAAUUAAGCAUGCGAAAGGCUGACUUUUUAGAACAAAAUGAAUAGUUAAAGGGCUUAAACUAAACCAAAUUGUCUGAAAUUUUGUACAGUAAUUAAAAUCCCGACAGAUUUUCAAUCUAUCAACUCAAAAUAUUAUUACAGCUUUUAAAUUUUGUGCGCGAGCCAUUUUUAGUUUGUUGGAAAAGACACCCCCCCCCCCUGGUUCACAAAAUUUGAGGUCGAGAAAUUUUUUUCAUUAUUUUACAUUAUAAGUACCCAAAGAAGCUAUAUAUAUAAAAAAAACAGAUACAAAUAGGUGUUUUGCGAAAUUGAAAGCAAUUUCAAAUCUGUUCAGUUUUUUUUUAUACACCCUGUAUACAGUAGAUAUAUCUACAUUCAUAAUUCAUUACAAGUUGGCAAAGAACUAUACAAUGUGCAGUUAUCACGCCAACAUGAAUUAAUAAAGUUUAAGAAGCUAAAAUAGUAUUACUAAAAAGAAGAUAUAAAAACCAAUUUACAAUUAAAAUUAAGAUUUUAGUUUUCUCGCCGUUAACCCCACUUUUCCGAUUUGGAUCAUUUUGAUCAUUUUGUGAUUGAUCCAUUGAUCCAGUCUAAAAUUUAGCUGGAAUUCCCGGCACAUUUUAUUAUAUAUAUUAAAUGCAUAGAAAAGGAAAAGCGCGGGUGUUUCAUUUAUAUGAAAGACCUGAAAGCACGGCUGAAAGCUACUGUACCUAGUGCUACAGUGGUGUUAUUUAAGUGGCUGUUAUUUAUGUUUAGAUUUGGUUCUUUUGAAAUUGUGAAGCAGGCUGAUUUAAUGACUGGAAGGCGUGGUCCUAGCGCUGGACGAAAAGAUAUAUUAAUUCAAUUGCUUGACUAUGUCAUUAAAACAUUUUAUCCACAGGUGGGUCCAUGUUUUUCUAAAAUAUACGAGUUUUCAUUUUCUUUAAGUGGAAUCUACAUAAACAUAUAUGACACAAGAAGGAAGAUUCUCAAAACAAAAAUUCUCAAAAACAAAAAUUCUCAAAACCAUUCUCAAACAAAAAACAACGAAAUCUCAUAGCCUCGCGGUUUUCUCUUUAAAUAAUGAUUCGUUUUAGAUGUCAUAUCAAAUAUACUCGAGAGUGUAUCCAAAAAUCUCGAAAUAUGUUUAAAACCCUAGGCGAACAAAUUUCUUGGUGUUGCAGAUCACAUUAGGAAUGUUGCAUACUAUACUCUAUAGAGGCAAAUUCUAGGUUUUGAAGGAUUCGGUUCUAAGAAAUGUUUGAUGGAACUGACUCGCGGUGUUUACCAGGAACUUCGAUAGUGUAAUCGAGGCUUAUAUAUAGGUAAGGUUAUUCAGACUUGACACAUUUACACCACAACUGGCAAGAUUUAAUUUAUAACUCAGUUAUAUAGUUGAGGUAAAAUGUUCAGGUAAAAUUUAAGAAAAGAAUCAAUCAUGCAGUUGAAAAUAAGUAUAAGACCUUCUUUUAUAUUACGAAAUCCUGGCAGCCUUAUAAUAUUUCGUUCCUGACAUCCAUCUUCUGACAGUGACACGGCACCAAAUUCUCUGGCUUAACAUUCUCAUUUUCAUCUCCUAUAAUGAUAGUUAUUAAUAACUUCAUAUUAUUAUAUGGCUUUUCAAAAUUCUCUAUUCUGAUUGGUUGACAAGCGGUCCGUAAAAACCCAUAUCCGGACCGUGGUCCGUAUUUUCCGUAUCUGGACCAGUGUCCCGGAUGUCGUUUACCUGGCGGGAAAUUUUUGCUUUGCAAAUUACAGAAAAAAAUUUUUACUUUUUAAUUUUCCACUUGUGUGUCAUUAAAAUUUACAGAUAAAAAUUUCAAGAUUGAGCAUGCAUGCCUACAAUUUUAAUUGAGCAUGCAUGCCUACCGUAUAUUGUUAUCCAGUGAAACUGACGAUAGCCGAUUUAAUUCGCGCGAAAAGCAUAAAAGCAUUAUUGACCUCGCUUGUUCGGUCUGUACUGUGAAAUAUCAGACCUAUGUUUUUUGCAUGGACCUCGCUCCUUCGUCGCUCGGUCCAUACUAAAAAACCUCGGUCUGAUAUUUCACAGUACAGACCUCACGCUCGGUCAAUAAGCCGUUAUUCUAUGAAUUUUAGAUCUAUGCAGCACACGGUGAAAAUUCUGAAGACCGUUAUCUCGCUUUCUACAAGGAAGUUAUCGUGCGGACUGCUCGCCUGGUUGCAGAGUGGCAAUGUGUGGGAUUUUGCCAUGGGUGGGUACAACAUUAAAGGUUGCAUUUUUAACUAGUUUCAUAUUUAUUCUUACAACGAAAAAUUCGCUGUCUCGAGCGGGAUUCGAAAGAUAUAACGAAUUUUCCGUUGUUCCGGUGAUCCCUGAGGUGAUUCUAAAAUAGAAUCGAAACACUGCGCGUUCUCCAAGACAAGCGUUAAGUCGUCACGAAAAUAUUUCGUGCAUGCACUUAUAAGACUCGCUACCAAUCCCCGUUGACUUGAUGGCACAAUAGGUCGUCUAGAAGCCCGAAAAUGCGAGUUCGUUGUUCUCUGCAGUGUCAGAAUAAAUAUGGAACCAGUUUUUCAUAUCUGUGAGGACAUGUCAAACGUUCUGCCAGUAAUUAGUAUAGGUACCUCAAGAAAUAAAAAUAAAGUAUUUCAUAUUUACUGUAUUGCCUUUUAUAUACCUUAAUAUAGAGUUCUCAAUACGGACAAUAUGAACAUACUUGGCCUGACCAUUGAUUAUGGACCGUUUGGUUUUAUGGAUAAUUUCAACCCAGAUUUUGUGUGCAAUGCCUCUGGUAAGUUUUGAUUUCAGGAACGUGCGGGCACUAAGCAUGUGCAAGGGCUCGAAGAUAAAGCCUAAGAUCUAACACUACCUCGGAACCCAAGGACCUCCAUUUAUAUCAAUUAAAUGGUUGUCUUUUCGUUAAAGAGGAUUAUUGUAGAAUAUGACUGGAAGAGUCCUCCAGAUGAUUACAAUACUCUAAAUUUCACUUUCAAACGUGACAAUUUUUCACUUUCAAACGGCAUAAUUUGCGAUUGUUUGAGAAUUUGUCCCCAAAACAGUUGGGCAUAUAGUGCAGUUUGAAAAUGAACCAGAAUUUAUAAUUCGCUCUUGCGGCUUUAAAAUCAAAUACAUCUACUUAAGCCUAAACGAAUUUGUCCGUCCAUAUAUAUAUGUGGAUGGUCAGAUCGACUUAGAAAGUGAUCUCUGGGUUCAAAUUGUACUUUUCUGUGUUCCAGAUGACAUGGCCAGAUACAGUUAUAAGGCUCAGCCUGAAAUUUGCAAGUGGAACUUAAUAAAACUUGCGGAAGCGAUGGCUGAUGUUCUACCAAUAGCAAAAUCCCGAAUUCUACUGGAAGAUGUGUAUGUUUAUUUAACGUCUAUAUGCAAGAGGAUUACUUCAGAAGAAAGAAGAUCAAGUGUACAGUGGGCACUUACGGAGGGGGAGGGAUAUUAAGGCCGGGGGAGGUUCUAUUCCAAUAAUUGUUGUAAUAUCCGUGCAGCAUUGAGCUAUACAGAGUAUAUACUUGUCUUUGUGCAUGUUAUAUUUGAGAAAUAUUUUGCCAAAAAAGACAAGAAGGAUUCUGGUUAGUUGUUUCUUCCAUUCAAAUUCAUCCUAUAUAAAGUACGUUUCUUGUUUUAUUUUGUGCUAGCUAUGACCUGGAAUUUCUGGAUUACUAUCUGAAUAAAAUGCGGAGAAAGGUAGGGUUAACUUUAUUUCACUACGCCUGAUGAUGGAAGAAGCAACUUCCAAAACGUAUCCGGUUUAAGACUAGUUAAGUUCAAAACUAUUACUCGUGCACCCUCCAUGCAAUAAGCCCUAUUGAAACGCGUGACUGAAAUAAAUGAGCCCAAUCCUGUAGGGCUUAAAGAGUCAUUGUCAACCACAAUGCAUUUGUUUACAUCUUUACCUUCGGAAGUGAGAAAUAGCAAGAAAUGAAGAUUAUAAACAUUUCUUUGGUGCAAUUUUAGUAUAAAAAAGUUAAAAUUAGAAAGUAUAACCACAGGAUGGUAGUAAUAUAUUAUGGAUUGAAAACCGAAACAUCUAUUAUUCCGCCAUUAAAAUGGCCGCCAAGCAGGUUUGGGCGCGCAAUGCAUUGUGGUUGACAAUGACUCUUUAAUUAACAGAAGAUUUGUGGAAUACUUGCAUGAAUGAUUGGAGGAAGAUAAUUCAAUGUAUCGAGUAGAACACUUCUUGUAUGCUCUAUAUAUGAUUGUACAGGAUGUCUAAAAAAAACGCUACGGAAAUUCAACAGGCUGUCGGGCAUCAUAAACGUGGCUAAACAAUUCAAUUUUUACAUAGGACGAAAGAACAGUUAUUUAGCUUUUCUAUGAUAUAUUUCUUAAACCGUAACGAUGAGAAAUGGCCACAUACUCGUCAAAUAAAAAUUGCCGGUCGAAAUCACAUUCUUCCAUGCACCGUUGGGAAUUGCAUGGAAAACGAAACAAAAACAAUUCCCAAGAGGGAAUUAAAAUUGAAUGUUAAAUGAUCUAAAAUUAGCUCAACUCGUCAAUCUUCGUCUUAGUGACACCAUAAGAACGUCCAUUAUUGCAUUAAACAUGGUUCAAUUAACCCCUGAACAGAGAACAUUCGUAAUCAAAACGUUUUAGACUCGCGGUGCUUUUGGAUUAAUUAACUUUGCAUAAUUAAUGUAUUUUCAAUUCCCAACGGUGGAAGAAUGUGAUUUCGACUGAAAAUUUUUAUUUGACGAGUUUAUGGCCAUUUCUGAUCGUUACGGUUUAAGCAAUAUAUCAUAGAAAAGCUAAAUAACAGCUAGCUCUUUCGUCCCUAUGUAAAAAUUGAAUUGUUUAGUUAAGUUUGUGAUGCACAACAGCCUGUUGAAUUUCCAUAGCGUUUUUUUUUUGAGACACCCUGUAGAGGAGACAAUAACAUAAUAUUCAACACAAGGUUAAAAGUUAUGACUGAUGCAUUUUCAUGACAAACUAUACAUAGGGCAAAUUAAAUACGAAUAAUGUCACCGUUAAUAAAUACUAUUUGUACUUCAAAAACGGGAUCACUAUAUUAGAAACAUUAGAAAACGUAAUUGAAAUAUGUUGAUCAGUACUGCAUGUUGAAGAUUUGAUCAAUGUUAAAUUUUAGCUUGGAAUAACAUGGAAGGCACUUGCAAGCGAUCGGUAAGUCGGGUAAACAUUGUCAAUAAUGGUGGUAUAUAAUGAAUAAGUGUGGUUUGAAAGGAUUAUUGUCACACCAUGGUAUCGCGGGCUUUUGUUAUUGUUUUUAUCUUGCCCAAAAUCAACAAAUAACGAUAAAAAUUCUUUGCUUGGUACAUUUCUAAAUUUCUAAUAAGAGUCAGAUAAAAGAAGCAAGGAUUCUCUGGUUUGAAUAUACGACGGAUCUGUGAGUAAAUACCAACCUAACAUGAUCGUGUUUUGUGAUUGGCUUCAUGAAACAGUAGCGAUCAGUGUUUAUGACUCGUUCUUUAGAAAGGUAAUUUUUAUAGUUCAUUAGCUUUUAUUGUUAUGAUCAACCAAUCACAAAGCCAGUUCAUGUAAGUUGGUGGCGACCGAGAUCUGUUGAUCUACUCGGCCCAGCAGGACUUUGAGCCCGCAAUACAACGGUGUGACUCUAAUAUGUUGCCUCUGACACUAGCUCCUCUGACAUGCACUCUCUAAUAAGUUUCCCCUAGCUCUCUCUCCGGCGCUACGGAGACGUCUUUCAGCAGGGAAUCUAAUAGGUUGAUUCUUUUAUUCAAUGAUAUAUAUAGUCAGGUGGGCUAGUAUAUAUGUUUGUAAACUUACGCCUAUAAACUACCUAAAAUAGUACUGGCUACCAAAUACAUCACACAAACCAUAUGCAGUGAAAUAUAUGUGAAGAUAAUGGAAAAAUUUAAAGCAAAUAAACCUCGCAUGUUGCUUGACUAUAAAUAUCAACAGCCAUGUUACAGGCAUUACACUGUCUUUACAUUUCAGGAAAUUGGUUGAGGAACUAUUACAAACCAUGGAAGAAACAGGUAAAUAUGAAAUUUAUUAUUUUAUUUAUAUACCCUGUUUUAUACAUAUUUUUAUAGUGCAUGUUUCUGAGAAAGCACGAAGGAAAGUGUAGGUUCCUACAUCUAGUAGUAUUCUUCCCUUAUCUUUCCCUUGAUAAACCUUAGUACUGUACUUCCGGUAAAUGUUUGUCAAAAACUAUACACUCACGAUAUUUUUGGUUUCUAUUCUUUGUAGGAGCAGAUUUUACUAAUGUCUUUAGAUGUUUGUCACAAAUCAAAGUUCACGGUUCAGCUGAUUGUGAAAAGUAUGUCAACAACCUGAUUUUGCAUUUAUAUAAUACCUUAUUGAAUUCUGAUCGUUUAAUUGGCUGUUUAUGGUCACGUGAUAUUGAAUAGAAAAUUCCAUUUCCCAAGAGUGCAAUGGAAUACGUUCCAUUGCACUCUUGCGAGUGCAAUUGUACUAUACGUUUUAUUCCAUUGCACUCUUUGUGUUUUCGAUAAAUCGCAUCCGUCAAAAUGCUUCUCGUACGGCGAUCGCAGUUUAUUUUAACCCGAUAUUCGAAACUCAGUAAAUGGGAUUUAAUGCAAAUACGACUCGUCAAAAUGGCGGGAGCUUACAGUAAACCUUUUAAUAUUAGUCUAUUUUGGUAUUAUAUAAAACAAAUAACGAAUGUUUUUAUUCGUGCAAUGGUAAAAAUAUUUUCAUUCGGUGAAAGAUGGAAUGUUCCAUUCAACUCGGCUAUCGCCUCGUUGAAUGGAACAUUCCAUCUUUCACCUCAUGAAAAUAUUCUUACCAUUGCACUCAUAAACAUUCAUUAUUUGCAUAUAUAGGCACUAUAUAAACAAGAUAAAAAUUAAUUCGUUUUUCUGAAGCCGUAUACGGAAUAUGGACAUUCCACUUUUCGUUUCACGGAAAAUGUCUAAAUGGUUAAACUUUGGUGGUAUAUAAUUUUUUAAAGACCAUAUGAAAAUGCUUCUGAUAUAUCUGUUUCAAAUGCAAGCGAACCAUCACGUCUCCCUGAAACUAAUUUAAAUAGAAACAUCUGAGGAUUUUAAUUUGCUGUCGUUUGCAUCUAAGAAUGAAUAGUGACUGAUAGAAACCUUGUCUAUAUAUUUCGCUCGUGAAACCUUUAUGUAUACUUCUACGUAACUUGGAAGAUAUAGCUUCCCACGCCUCUUCAAAUGAGUUUUACAUAUGAUUAUAUGAUUUAUUAAAAAGUCCAAUUUUGCAGUCAAAGACUGAAUUACAUCGGUUUACAAGAUUAAGAACAGAUAAAAUGUCAAAAUACAACUCUAAAAAUAGUUAUAGUGGUAUUUACAUAGUGAAUUAUAUUACGAUUUACUAAUGUUGAAAGCUUUAAACACGAGAUAGUGAGACUUGGGGCGGUCAUAUUGGUGUGACUUGUGAAUUAUUCACUGGAAAGUUUCGAGAGGCCACCAAUAAUCAAUUUCUCUCUAGACAAUUUUUUUUAUUUCCUACCAAUCACCAGAACCUCUUGUAACAUGUCAGCAACAGGGAUGGAUUUAGUGGGUGUGCGCACCCCCCCCCCAGCCCUGGCCAGAGGAGGUGCUCUUUUGCAUGAUAAAGCAAAAAUAAUAUUAGAGACAAAAUGAGAUACAGUAGUUUGAGUAAUAACAUGAUGAUAAACGAACUGUGAACAACAAUUACAAUUCAAAUAUAGUAGUCAAACAAGACUUUGCAGUAGUGAAGCAAGUUGAUGGGCGGGCGGCAUACAUGACCGACACAACUCAGCACCAGAGCUGGCAGAGCACCCCCCCCACUAGAUCAUUUAUGCAUACGCUCUGUAUCCAAACUGAGAUCAAUAGUUGAUAUAGUAAAGGUCUUGUAUGCAUGCAUGGACGUAACCGUCUCGUUUGCAUCUUUCCUUUUUGUGCCAUUUAAUAUUACAAACAUUAAUCUUAUUGUUCUUAUUUUAAUGAAUAAUGUAUUCGUUGUGGUACCAAUAAAGUUGUUAUAUAAAAUUACAGACAUUGAAAGUAUUGAAGUUUCGAAGUGUCAUGUUGCUACCUAUUUCCGACUGUUCAUCCGUACAUUAGAUGAAAACGAUUUUCAAAGUUUCAGAUUUGAACAACUUAAUAUUUCGCUCUUAUAUCUAAUAGAAAUAACGAGGACGUUUUGGAAUACAUCCUUUCACAGUGCUUGGAUCCAUCUGAUCUUCCAAAAGAACCUGCAGUAUCAGGGUAAGCUGCCUUAUAUUUCUCGAGAUUUUCGUCCAUAUGAAUUGUACAUGGAUGUCAACGACUAUGUCACAAGGUGGUCAUUAACCAGGUCAGAAGGGAAGCUCGAGGACCUCUGACUUGCCCCUAGCUCCCUUGCGAAAUUGUCGACUACCCACUGGAAAAAUUCUGACCAAUAUACAUAUGUGCAUUACAUUUUCAUUAUCCUUCAGUUUAAAUUAUAUAUCUUGCAAGGGUUUAAGUGUUUUGGAUCGUUAUGUUCGUUACAGUCUCAAAUUGAUUACAAAUGGGAACUUAUAUGUCCCAUUGUAAUUUAUUCAUAAUAUAUUCAUAAUAUAUAUUUUGUUGAAAAUUUGCAUGUUUAUAUAAGCUCGGAUCAACCGAGGAUUAGGGCGCCGGAAGAGUGCGUGAUAUGCAUUUUUUUAAAUUGUAAGAGUUGGAACGCUCAUCAAGUCACUUUUAUUUUGUUAAUCUAGAGCUUGAAAUGUACCCCGUAACAAUGUGUAACUGGCAAUUCUCAUGAACUCUUUUGACUGGGCUUUUUACGCAACAAUUUACCUACGUACACGUGAUAACAUUAAUGCCGCUGCGACUGUUCUCAAAGUUAAUUUCAAAAAAGAGAUUAAUAAACAUUAUAUAAUCGUGUGACAUAUUUGCUCUGGUUAGACAACUUCAAUUAUUAUUGCUGAUGAUGAACAGUAAUCCCGCACUGGCAGCUCAGUUUGAAGGAAGUCCAUGGAUUCAAGCUGAGAAAGAAAAGAUGGAAAAAGCAAAAAAGCUACAAG
This is a messenger RNA of Paramuricea clavata, 20058 nucleotides long. The record is from the annotation of a GenBank genome assembly. NCBI's taxonomy places the organism in Eukaryota, Metazoa, Cnidaria, Anthozoa, Malacalcyonacea, Plexauridae.